Messenger RNA from Brassica oleracea var. oleracea, 1435 nucleotides. Its product is annotated as zinc finger CCCH domain-containing protein 61-like. The coding region runs from base 66 to 1208 and encodes 380 amino acids. The record is from RefSeq and is a predicted model, not a curated record. The transcript has a single exon. Gene Ontology annotation, molecular function: metal ion binding. Lineage: Eukaryota; Viridiplantae; Streptophyta; Magnoliopsida; Brassicales; Brassicaceae.
CAGUCUCUGUCUCCAAACCAAAGCAAGAUAAUAAAACUUUCUCUCUCGUCUUUAGCCACGUAGUCAUGGACGUCGAGCAUCACAACUCCGGCCACAUCGGUAGACCAACGGUGGUUAUUCCAUCGAGAAAGCUUCUUUCCUCCGCCAAAUCUCCCUCAUCGGCUUCUAGUCCCCGUCGCGACGGUAACGAUCAGAAAGACUAUCAUUACGACUCUGACUCCGACGAUCCUUACGCCGGAGACCAUUUCCGAAUGUACGAAUUCAAGAUCAGACGGUGCACUCGUAGCCGUAGCCACGACUGGACCGACUGUCCUUUCUCUCAUCCCGGCGAAAAGGCUCGUCGCCGUGACCCUCGCCGGUAUCACUACACGGGUGAUGUCUGUCCUGAGUUUCGCCACGGUGGUGAUUGUAGCCGUGGUGACGAGUGCGGCUUCGCGCACGGCGUUUUCGAGUGUUGGCUCCAUCCUAGUCGUUACCGUACGGAAGCUUGUAAAGACGGUAAGCAGUGUACGAGAAAAAUAUGUUUCUUUGCUCACUCUCCGCCGCAGCUUAGAGUUCUUCCACCGCCAGAAAGUUUCGUCUCCGGCGGUGGCGGAUCGGCGUUGUCAUCACCCGCGUCGGUGUUAAGUAACAAGAGUAAUGGGUGUUGUGUGUUUUGUUCCCACUCUCCGACGAGCCCUCUCUUGGGUUUAGCACAUUCACCGUCGUCGUCUCCACCUCUAUCUCCGGCUAAUAAAGUCGCUGCAGUUUCACGGCUGAGUAGCCACCGAUCAGCCGUGAAGUACAAGGAAGUUCUAAACGAACUGAUUAAUUCUUUAGAUUCCUUUGGUCUCACGCAAGCACUCACCGCGGCUUCUCCGUCGUCUAUGGUUACCAUGCCUGUUUCAACGGCGUCGAUGCUUGCCUCAUCAAGUCUGAGCAACCAUUAUCAUCACCGUCUUCCACCGUGGCUUGACGUCGGAGAUAGAGAUCUUCAAUUUGCUCUUUCACCUUCUUCUACUCCAAGUUACCUCAAUGGCCAGCUUCAGCUUCAGCUUCAGCCUCCGCCGCCGAGCUUUUUCAGUGAAGAGUUUACACCACGUGGUGGUCGUGUAAGCGAUUUCACGGCGACUGCAACUGCAGCGGCGGAAGCUAGGGAUAAGAGUAGCUUUGAGAUUGGUUCUAAUGGCGAUCUUGAUCUUGGAUGGGUGAACGAUCUACUGACAUGAUCAAUGUGAAUGGUCGGAGAAACUUCCGACGGAAAGAAGUAUACAGUGGCGGAGUACCGCGGUGAACGAUCUACUGACAUGAUCAAUUUUUACGAUUUUUUUCAUGAGUGUUAAUUAAGAGACUGUACUAUGCCGUGAUUUUUAAAAAAUAUUCCUCUACCUUAAAAGAAAAAAGAGUCCAUAAUUUUAUUGUAAUAUUGAUCUCUUGGAACUUGUAAUAUUUUCAA